Messenger RNA from Pestalotiopsis fici W106-1, 1656 nucleotides. RefSeq lists its product as uncharacterized. The coding region runs from base 1 to 1656 and encodes 551 amino acids. The record is from RefSeq and is a predicted model, not a curated record. The transcript has 2 exons. Lineage: Eukaryota; Fungi; Ascomycota; Sordariomycetes; Amphisphaeriales; Sporocadaceae.
AUGUCGAGCAACGGGUCAGAGUACGACCCUUCGUCGUCGUCGUCGUCGUCGGAGGGAGAAGAGGGCCACAGGGAGGGCAUCGUCGCCUCCAGGCUGCUGUUGUCGUCGGGGGACGACAGCAAUGACGAGCCCCCCUCCCUUUCCCCCUCCGGGUCCUCUGCUGGCCCCCCUUCCCCCCAGCGCAUGAUUGUUACCUUGCGCUUCAACAACAACAACAACAACAGCAGCAGCAGCAGUAGUGGCAGCAACAGCAACAACAACAACAACAACAACAACAACACCACCACGCUGGACACGAUGAACCAGCAACAGCUACAGCAGCAGAACAACGGCCGCGCUGGCCUUCUCAGAAACCAGCAGCGUGGCCUAAACGGUGCAAUCGUCACGCACCCGGUCGGCACCUGCUUUUCCAACCGAACCGAGGACUGGCCUCGCAACUCCUACCACGCCUUGGAGGAGUACAUGGAGAAUGGUGGUCCGCACCAGGAUGUGGACAAGACUUACCUUGCAGGAGUUCAGCACGGUAUCGGCAUGGGAAUCGCCGCCCACAAGAACUCUCAGAUGAGAGAAUACGAGACUACGGGCAAGCUCUGGUCUCUUCCCAUCAAGUUUGAACAUCCGGGCACCAGAGAGGACCACAUCCGCCACAUUAAUGACAGUGAUGCCAUGGAGUUGCUCGCCAGCAUGGAAGCUGGCAACUCAUUCAUUCGACUUCGCGCCCAGAUCGAGGCAGACGCAGCAAAUGUCAGUGAUUCUGACGGAGAGGAUGAGAUCGAGUCACACGAUGGUACUAGAGUCAGUGUCGCCGACACUGUCCCCCACUUUGCCCGUAGCGACGUCUUCAACGCCGGAUUCCCUUCUCUCAACCCCACCGGCCCAGGCGCGAACCAGAACCCGUCUGCCUACGACCCCCGAACUGGACCCCCAGAGGGUCGAAUCCCUGGCUCUGUCUCCUGGACUUACUACAAUAGCGGCUACUCUGGUCUCGAACCUCCCGAGGCUUUCCUCAUGAACGAGGGUGGUGUUUGCCAGUACGGCAGAAACCCCUACAACCCUCCCCAGACCCAAGAUCUUCAAGCCAGUCACCAGAUGGGUCAGCAAAGCGCCCAGGGAUUUCAGCACAUUCCACAGAACGCUCAAUACAUUCCCCAGAACACUCAGUACAUUCCCCAGAACACUCAGUACAUUCCCCAGAGCGCUCAGAACAUACCCCAGAACGCUCAAAACAUACCCCAGAACCCCUCGCUGCAGGCUCAGCAGAACAUUCACCGCACUCAGCAGCCUGUCGGUCGACAGAAUGCUCAGCUGGGUCUUCAGCAAGGUCAACUGCCCGCCCAGCACCGACCUCAGACUUACUUUCACCAAGUUCCGCAGCAGACUCAGCCCAACGUCCAGCAGCGACCUCAGCAGUCACGCCAGCAAAACCCCCAGCAGAACCCCCAGCAGAUUCAGCAACAAGUUCAGCAGGCACGCCAACAGACUCCCCAGCAAGCCCAGCAGCAGGUUCCGAAGCGAGUUCAAAACACCGCUCAGCAAUCCGAGGCCGCCAAGGAGCAGGCCGGCACUGCUGCCAACACCCGUUCCCGCAAGAGAAACCGAACUCAAAGUGAGCAAGGCAAUCCCCAGAACUCCGACCAGAAGAAGAAGCACAAGUAG